AUGGCCUUGUGUAACCAUUCCAACAGCCCUAUUCCCGCUGCACCUUGCGAGGCUGGUGGCAUAUCAGACCAGGCCCUACGAGACGCGCUGGCAGAUGCCCUGGCUUGUCUGCCACUGAUAGACAAGGGGAACAGGAUGGUUGACAAAUGCGCCAAAUUCGUCGCAACACUGCAGCAGUGUUUGAACUUGCUAGACCAAACCGGGCCUCAUGAUGCCGCCCCAGCGAGACCAGCCACCAGCGAGCACAUGCACAUGGGCGCACCUCGGGGCAGUCAGAAUGGGCAACACCCAUAUGUCCCCGGACCCAUCGAUGCGGUGAAUCUUGACCUCACUGCACUGGGAUGGGAAACGGAGGAGUUUCUGUCGUCUCUCAAUGCCGGCUUCAUGGAAGGGUUCCAGGAUUCGGAUUAA
Diaporthe citri is the source of this 411-nucleotide messenger RNA. RefSeq lists its product as uncharacterized. Lineage: Eukaryota; Fungi; Ascomycota; Sordariomycetes; Diaporthales; Diaporthaceae. The record is from RefSeq and is a predicted model, not a curated record. The transcript has 2 exons. The coding region runs from base 1 to 411 and encodes 136 amino acids.